CCACAGCUAUUUUUAUACGGUGCGCGAAAACACCUUAUAAUCAGUGGAAGCAUACCUGUCUUAAGAGGUGAAAGUUAUUUUAAAUUAAAAAAGUAGAAGAAACAGCCCAGUCAAUUUAUUUACAUUUUGGUAUGUAUGUGAUUUGAUUUUUAUUUUUUUACCAUGAGUGAAAAUAAGGAUAAGGAUGAAUCGGAAGAUACUAAAAUAGUUAUUAAAAACAAUGCCGAUUUACAAAGAUUAAAGUUAUCAAAAUUAAUGAAAAACCCAGACAAACCUAUUAUUAUUCCUGAAAGACCAAAAGAAAGAGGUAUUCCCAAUGUUCCAGACUUUGUUAGAAAUGUUAUGGGAUCAAGUGCAGGGGCUGGUUCAGGAGAAUUCCAUGUAUAUAGACAUCUUCGCCGCAAAGAGUAUGCUAGACAGAAAUUUAUGCAGGAAAAAGCAGAACGGGACAAGCUAGAUGAUGAUUACCAUAAGAAAUUAGAAGAGUAUCAAAAAUUAGCUGAACAACAAACUGAGAAAAAACGAUUGAAACGACUUAAGAAAAAGCAGAAAAAAAAGAAAAAAUCAGAAAAGUCUCAAGAUAGACAAUCUUCUUCAGAACAUAGUGAACAUUCUGAUGAAGAGCAUGAGAACAAAGAAACUCCAAUGGAAACAACAGAUAACAAUGAAAGUACAAAUGAUUCUAAAGAAGAUAUGCUUGAAACCAAGGAUAGUCAAGAAGCCGAGUGAUUAAUAAUGCAUUAUCAUUUUGUAGAUCUGUUUUUAAAUAAAUAUUUACCUUUAGGAAACCCACAUUUCAUGUUUUUUGAAAAAUAACUCUCAUUAAAAAACAAUGUUAGUAAUAGCUACUUUGUAUUAAUUUUUAAAACACCC
Messenger RNA from Psylliodes chrysocephalus, 873 nucleotides. The record is from the annotation of a GenBank genome assembly. Lineage: Eukaryota; Metazoa; Arthropoda; Insecta; Coleoptera; Chrysomelidae.